Messenger RNA from Leptinotarsa decemlineata (Colorado potato beetle), 855 nucleotides. RefSeq lists its product as uncharacterized. The record is from RefSeq and is a predicted model, not a curated record. Lineage: Eukaryota; Metazoa; Arthropoda; Insecta; Coleoptera; Chrysomelidae.
AUGAGUAUCCCCAAUGGAACAAUUUACGAAUUAUCAACUGAAUCGAAGCAACAAAACGAAAAUAUGUUCAUACAGAAUGAUACAAUUGAAAAAGACAUCGAUUAUUUGAAUCAUAAACUAACUACCUCACAAACUGAACUAGCUCAAUCGAAAAAAAUAAAUGGGGAGUUAUUAAAAGAGAAUGGCCGGAUGAAGAAGAAAAUCAACAGUCUAGAAAAACAUUCUAAGAAAUAUAACUUAUUCAUAAACGGAUUAGCAGGCGAAGAAAAAAAUACCAAAGAAGAUAUCUAUACCCUAUCGAGAAACAAACUCGGAAUCGAAUAUUCUGAAAGUGACAUCAGAGAUACAUAUAGGGUUGGCAGAGCUAAUACAAAUACAACUAGACCUGUAAUAAUUGAAGUGUCCACAUAUAAUUUGAAAACUGAAAUACUCCAACUUGCCAGAACCAAACUGAAAAAUACAGGGAUCUUCAUUGCCCCUGACAACACACAAGAAGAGUCCCAGAAAAUGAAAUUCCUAUACGGACAACUCAAACUAGCCAGAGAAAAAGGAUCAUCGGUGAACGGUGUCUUGAUGGUGAAUGGUGGAAAAUAUACAUAUGAAGAUUUGACGAAGUCACCUGAAGAAGAAGAGUAUAUAGGAUAUGAACAAAAGAAGAAUUCUAUAAGUGUAUCAUCUACUCAAACACCUCAAAAAACAGAUCUAGUACUACUCACUCCAACUGCAAAGGACAAGGAAACAAAAAAUGAGAAAAGCGGUAAAGAGAGAGAAGAACUACUGAUGAAGAAGACAGGAACCCUACCCAAGUCACAUCUUAUAACACGCUCAAAGGAAAGAAAUAAUUCAGAAAAAUAA